Messenger RNA from Cyprinodon tularosa, 2611 nucleotides. It is a transcript of the gene rnf208, whose product is annotated as ring finger protein 208. The coding region runs from base 1589 to 2365 and encodes 258 amino acids. Gene Ontology annotation, molecular function: ubiquitin protein ligase activity. NCBI's taxonomy places the organism in Eukaryota, Metazoa, Chordata, Actinopteri, Cyprinodontiformes, Cyprinodontidae. The record is from RefSeq and is a predicted model, not a curated record. Gene Ontology annotation, biological process: protein ubiquitination. The transcript has 3 exons.
AGGCACUGCAGAGAGUGCUGCAGUGAGAGAAAGAGAGAGGCAGGGAGGAGGGGAGCAGGCAGGCAGAAUAAGCUACAUGAAUAAGGACUGAACCAGAAGCCCACAGGAGACAGAGCACUUUGUGAGUGUGUGUACAUGUUUGAAUGCGUGAAAACACUGCGCAUGUGUGACUGAACGGACGGUGGAGGAGAAAGAGCAGUAAUGAAUGCCAGCUGAGGGAUGACAGCACAGGAGAGAGAGAAAGAGAAGACAGAGGCUCACCUUGAGACAACAAGAAGGAAGUAAGAAAGAAAGGAAGACAUAAUAGGUGGAUCUAUGACAGACAUUAGCAGCUUGGGUCUCUGCACAGAAUAAGAUGAAUAAUGUUUGAAUAGUAGCUGUAACACCUGGGAUGAACAAUAGGACACAGGAAGAGAGAUGAACAUCUACAACUCAAAGGAUAAAGACUGGAAGAGCAAAGUAGAAUGAUAUCGGAAAACCAAUGAUACUGAGGAAUAGAGACGGAUAGAAGAGAGACGGAAAGCAUCCUUACCUCGGUGACAAAAAAGACAAAGCAGAUUAUCAUCAGAUGCGAUUUACUUGAUGAAGAAGAUAAAACAUUGAAGGUAACAACCAUCUAAAGCAGACAGGUAAAUGGACAGAAGGAACUGGAUUUACUUUAAAAGGAGACAUCUGACUCAAAGACAUCUGUAAAACUUUUCUUCCGCCCAGCACAGUUAUGAUGACUGUUUAAGGCUUAACUUGAAAAGAAGCUCUCACUCCUACUUCUAAGGAAUUCAAGGAGCCAUUCCAACAGCUCCCUUGGGUAUCAAAAAACACCCCACAAGAAAGACCUCCGCCCUUCAACUUAUCAAGAUACCAAGGAAAGGAGUCAAAAAGGGUGUUCUGAAAAAACUGGAUCGACAGCAGAGACUGGCAGAGAAGCAUUCUUUAUUUCCCAUACACUCAAGUCAAUAUCUAACACAAACACAGCCAACAACAAGAAGUUUAGUAGUUGUUUAAGUGAGACAUUUUUAUUUUCCUAUAGAAAGUCAGAGGAGCAAAUGUAGGAAUUUCUUUCCUGGUCUAACUGAACUGCCCACAAUCAAACCCAGGAUACUGUGUGAAUUGUAUUGAUUUUAUAUUGACCAGACUGGUGUAGUGAAUGAAAAUAUCUUAGUGCUAAACCAUUAAAAAUUCCUGUGCAAUUUGUAGAUAUCUAAAAGAGAGCACCAACAUAUGUAAUUUUGUGCAAAAAAAAUGACUGUGCAUAGUGUACCUUGAUCAGGUUCUGUGAACUAGACUGUUAGAAUUUUUAGAAGUUUUAAGUUUAUAUGCAUAUAUAUAACACAUACCACUUUGGUGCAACAGAGUUUGGAGUAAACAUUACACUUGCUGAGCCUUUCCAUUUAUUGAGGCUUGAGCUGACAGAAGCAGCCAGCUGGGGAGAUCUCUGAAGGAAAAAUGGAGGCACCCAUCCGUCCCCAUGUUCCCUCUAAUGGCUAAUUUUAAAGAAGGAAAUUAAUCCACUUCCCCUUGUGCAAAACAAAGCCAGGGUGUCCACUGCUAAUCAGAGCUAUAGCCAGUCUAUCUCAGAACUCAAUACCUUAUGUCCUGCCUCAGGCGUCAGCAGCUGGCUAUCCCCAUGGACACAGUGAAGAUCAUCCAGUCCGAGAAGUUUCCCAGAGAAUGUCCUGUCCCGGUCACCCAACCCCGCUAUGCUCCAGCCCCAAGAGUGGCAUGGGAUGGUGGCGGUGAGGGCGAAAUCAUUGUCAACCAGGCCUGCAGUGAUCUGACAUUGGACAUUACACCUUCUCCCAGGCCAAUGGUGUCCCCUCCAUCCCCAAUGAUGCGCAGGGAACACAGCUUCCUGGCGCAGCGCAAAAUGAGUGCCAAUGAAAUCUGCUAUCACCAGUUCCACUACAAGAUGGAAGACGUCAUUGUCAACCAGUACGUGCUUCGCUCCUCCUCCACCUCCUCCUCCACUUCCUCUUCCUCCUCUUCGGGCCCUGUUAUGCCAUGCGAGCCUCUAGAAUGCCCCACCUGUGGACACACAUACAACUUUGCCGGGAAGCGUCCACGGAUCCUCUCUUGCCUGCAUUCGGUGUGUGAAGAGUGCCUGCAAAUCCUCUAUGAAUCAUGUCCCAAGUACAAAUUCAUCUCCUGCCCCACCUGCAGACGCGAGACGGUGCUGUUCACUGACUAUGGCCUCGCUGCUCUGGCCAUCAACACCAGCAUUCUGAGCCGUUUGCCCUCCGACCCUAAUGGGCCAGUGCAAUGGGGCGGGGAAGCUGACCGCAGCUGCUACCAGACUGUGCGUCAAUACUGCCAGUCAGCAUGCACCUGCCAGAUUGCCAACCCAUUGUCCUCCUGCGGCAUCAUGUAGAGAGGAAGGAGGUGAGGACACUGCAAAUAAGACUUACCGCUGCUCCCCACCAACACCAUUCUUCUCAUCCAUAAGCUAAACCCUUUCUGCCAAGCCCCCCUUCCCUCUCACAUGUACAGCAAAUAAAUCCCUUCAUAGAUGUUAUCUCUAUAUAUUUAAUAGCACAGAUGGAUACUGUGUGGGAAAUAUGGAUGCUGGUGAUCCAGAAUGAAGCGAAUAAAUGUAUUUUAUGUACGGACUGAAAAA